AUGCAAACGGAUACAGCAACAAAAUUUGAAAAAAUUGCGAAUGAAUUUCUUCUAUUGGUUAGAAGAUGCAUUCGACAUUAUUACAAGCCAGAUAUCAAUGAGGGUUAUCAAAAAUAUGAUAAAAGAGAAUUGCAAUUAAUGGAUGAAUUUUUCAAGAUAAAAUCUGAAGUAAAUGCAUUAUUGCGUAAUACUAUUGAUAUGAAAAUUAUUGCUGAAAAAUUAUGUCGAAUAAUUGAUCUCGGGGAAGAGUAUAUUAAUGAAAUGGAGGAAGAAAAUAAAAUUCCAAACUGCUUAUUAUUACGAAAUAUCGCCACUUAUAUAAUUCCAUUAUUGAAAGCAUUUGGUACUACACCUAAAGAUAUCGACGAUAUUUUCUCCAUUGAUUUUGGUGAGACUAAAAUUUCCGGUACUUCGCCAAGCACUUCCGCCCACGAACUUAUCAUGCCUUAUGUUAGCGCGUUAACUGUUUUCCGAGAAACCAUUUCGGAAUUAGCACAGCAGCGUAAUUUUAACGAUAUCAUAAAGGAAUGUGAUCGUAUACGGGAUAAAGUACUUCCGGAAUUGGGCAUUCUCCUCAAUGAAGCAAAUCCUAAAAAGUCUGCAUUAAAAAAAUUGAGUAUGUCUGCUGAAGCUAUUACAAAUAAGGUAUAUAUAUUAUUAUGUUUCUUUUAUGCUAAAUUCAUGCGAAUUCAUUGCACAAAUGAAAUUGGAGAAGUUCAAACUUAA
Molecule: messenger RNA, 726 nt
Organism: Cercopithifilaria johnstoni
Lineage: Eukaryota; Metazoa; Nematoda; Chromadorea; Rhabditida; Onchocercidae
Source: the annotation of a GenBank genome assembly